AUGUCAAUACCAAGUCGUUCAAUCCCCGAGGACGAUGUCGCCCCUCCCCCACUACCUCCCCCCCGAUUUCUCCCUGAGCUCAACUCACAAUUUGAACCGCGGCACCAACACACAUCCUCACUCGACUCUCGCAGUAGUUGGGACAGCCCAGGACACAGCCCAGACCAGGACCGGCCAAGGUUUGAGCGCAAGAAUAGCGAUACAGCCACCAUUAGGCCUGUGCAGAAGGAUGAAGGAUAUCACAGCCUGAACUCGACAUCCUCUGUAGGGUCACAACAUUCUCUGCCAAGGCUUUUCAUGAGCCAUGAUCGAUUUCAGUUCAACCAACCUGCACAAAGCCAAUACGAUAACACCCUGCUCAAGAAAUUGGAUUUUCGCCGAGGAUUCGACAAUGCUUCUCCGCCAAGAAGGUCUGGUCUUAUCGCUUCCUCUGGCAGUGCUCCUGCUUCUCGUCAUGGCGCGUCCGAGCGGCUCCGUAACCAGCUUCCGACGCUCUCCUUGCCAAGCGAAUCGGGCUACACCUCCGUCGAGUCGUCGCCUUAUCCGAGGGAGAUGCCCCUGCGCAGCGGGCAUUCUUCUCGUCUAAUGCCUUUCAGCGGUGCCAUGAGCAAUGACUACCGCUCGCCCAUUGAGCCUUCAGACACGGAGAGCUCGCCGUUUUCUCGCUCACCAAUCUACCGCACGAAGCGGAACAACAGCGGAUCACAGCAGUCUGAUGAUAUCAUGACGUCAACACCGAAUAGCGCGGAGCACAACACAGACGAGAUGGAUUUCGCCAUGGACGAUACCUCGAGCGUGCGGAGGCUGCAGUCUGAUGAGUACCAAUACUCGGCUUCUGCUAACAAGCGCCGGGCCCUGGCGUCUCCAGAUGACGAUACGCCGAUGGCCAUGUCGGAAGGCGGUGUAUCGAUGGACGCAGUCAGGCGCAGACUGGGCACACCUCGGGCAUCACCCACGCCACGGCUCACAGUCAUUCCCCAGGGCUCGAUCUCGUCGGUGUCGUCAGCCACUGGGCGAAGCGGAUCAUAUACUUCGACCAUGUCCAUCGCGGGCACAAGCAUGUCAAGCAUGCCAUCUCAGAGUGGGCGACUUUCGCCUGGGCACUGGUCACCCUCGUCUGGCCUUUCGCCUGUUGACGUCUGCCACUCGCCCUUCAACACGGCUUCCUCACUCGGCCCAUCCCCGAGGGUCGCGCUUGCACGGCUGUCGCACCAACGGCAAUUGAGUGGGUCUGAAGGAAGGUCAUCCGCAUCUCCCCGGAAAGUGCCUGAUGCUGCCAAGGGCAAUGCCUCCAAACUCCAAGGCGGAUACUUCAUGUGCGAGUGUUGCCCCAAGAAGCCGAAGAAGUUUGAGACUGCAGACGAGCUACAGGCCCACGAAGCUGAGAAGCAAUAUGAAUGCUCGUUCUGCGGUAACCGCUUCAAGAACAAGAACGAGGCUGAACGCCACCAGAACAGCCUCCACGUGAGGCGCCACAGCUGGUCAUGUUCGGCGCUGCUCGAACACGGCUAUGACCACGCCUUUCACGAGAGCACGAACCGGCCCGGCGAGGCGGAUGUGUGUGGCUUUUGUGGCGACGAGUUCGCGCGCAGCGGCUCUGCUGGACGCGUCCGGCAGGCAACUGAGCAGGACUGGGAAGCCCGCCUGCGACACCUGCAGGAGGUGCACAAGUUUCGCGAGUGCAACUCGAGCAAGAAGUUUUUCCGAGCCGACCAUUUCCGGCAGCACCUGAAGCACAGCCACGCAGGCACCAGCGGCAAAUGGACAAACAUGCUUGAGAAUGCAUGCAUGCUAAAUGAGGAGCCCCCGGUGCCACGGCGGUAG
Microdochium trichocladiopsis is the source of this 1824-nucleotide messenger RNA. RefSeq lists its product as uncharacterized. Lineage: Eukaryota; Fungi; Ascomycota; Sordariomycetes; Xylariales; Microdochiaceae. Bases 1 to 1824 code for a protein of 607 amino acids. The record is from RefSeq and is a predicted model, not a curated record. The transcript has 3 exons.